AUGAUAGAGUCAAAUGUUAGGGUAUGCCGGUGCCGUAUUGAGUGGCCCCAGGAGCGUCGCUGGUUCUUUCAGUUUUUCGUAAGCAUUCUCAUCUGCCUCAAUAAUGGUGCAUGCUUCUGCUUCAGCAUAUUCAGCCCUUUCAUGAAAAAAGGAGCCUUCAAGUACAAUCAAUCACAGGUGAAUGUCGUUUCCACUAUGGGUGUCAUCUUAAGUUACUUCUCGUUACCUACCGGGUAUCUGUAUGACUUUAAGGGCCCCAUGCCAACCCUUUUGGUAGGGACUAUAUUGAAUAUGAUUGGUUGGCUUGGCAUGUUCUUGAUGUUUUUUGAUAUGGAACGCCCACUGCUUGGGACAAACAUCGGGACUAUGUGCCUUUUCUACGGUAUCUCACAGUUUUCAGCCAGUUUUUAUGAAUCUGGUAGCGUCCUGACGAAUCUAGAUGCCUUUUCGUGUUACCAGGGACGUGUGAUACUCAUACAGAAGACUUUCAUGGGGCUUGGAAGCUCCAUCAUUGCACAGAUAUACAUUGCUUUUUUUGAGACGCGUGUGGAGGGUAUUGGACCUUUCUUCUUCUUCUUGGUGAUCUACUCCUUGACGGUUGGGGUACUCGGCACAUUGUUUGUUCGUCUACCAACCGAAAAGACGUACUGCUUGGGUCUUAACAUCCCUGAUGAAGAUGUUGUCCGGAGCGGUGGAGGUGAGUCCCCUUUGUUUAGGCUUCCGCUCAACGUGGGGACAUGCGUUCUUCUUCUUUCUAUUGCUUACAUAUUGAUGGCGACGCUGCUCGAAAAUUACCAUUUGAUGUCGGACUCCGAUCGUCUGAUUAUUGGAAUCUUUACAAUCGUCUUGGUUAUGAGUUUCUCUUCUAUGAUUUUCAUCACGCCAAGUUAUUCUUGGAACAUUGGGGGAUAUCGACCGCAGCCUUCAUCAUCUCUUACACAAGAAGAGCUCUCUGUCAUCACAAGAGAUGUGAUGGUUGAGGGGCCUACAACCCCGGAUAACGCAAGGCUGAAGGCAUCCACUUCUCUCUUGUCUAUCAAAAAUUGUCCAAAAUACAGUCUAAACGACAAAGACGCUCCUCGGGAAAAGAAUGAGAUGGAACCUUUGGAACCACGUGAGUUUGCGCCCACGAAGGACACCAAGGAGGUAGAUGAUUGGAAACGACCCGCGUCGAAGGGGUGGUCUUCUCAGUCGGGCGAUAACUUUGCAGUUGAGUCAGAGGCUGGUAGAGAGGAGGUGAAACUAAAUUCAAAAUCCUUGUGGUACAACAUGCGACGACGAGAAUUAUGGCUUAUGUGGUACGUGUGCUUUGCCUCAUGGAGCUCAGCAACCGUGGUUUCAACAAACAGUAGCCAAAUAUAUGAGGCUAUGAACUUUGACGGUUACUCUUCCACAGUCAAUGUUGUUUUUGUGUCCAUUUACGGCGUUGCCAGUGCGGUGGGACGCGUGAUUGUUGGAGCCCUUCACCCCUUUCUCUUGCGCAAGAAGAUAUCUGUAUCUGUGCUCUUUUGUAUCGCCCCCGUUCUAAAUGCCAUUGGCCUCCCACUGUUUCUUGGAAUGCCCCAAAAUGCCCUGGUGGUACCAUUCUUCAUUGUUGGUCUUGCCACUGGGGUUUCGUGGGGGAGUACCAUUCUUAUCGUCAAGGGUCUCUUUGCCCCUGACAAUUGCGGAAAACACUACAGCGCGCUCUAUACCGCAGGGAUCGUUUCCCCUUUGAUAUUCAAUGUUGCUCUUUUUGGUCCUUUGUACGAUUACUACAGUAGACAACAGGGCCGCUGGGACACCCGCAAAUGCGAAGGGCGUGUCUGUAUUUGGGUCCCCCUCGUGGCGUGCGCCGUAGUAAAUGCUAUUGCUCUCCCUUUGUCUAUUUACUUCCUUUUUCGGGUGACAAAAAGAGGAGGCCUCCUGUAG
Trypanosoma grayi is the source of this 1911-nucleotide messenger RNA. RefSeq lists its product as hypothetical. The transcript has a single exon. The record is from RefSeq and is a predicted model, not a curated record. Gene Ontology annotation, cellular component: membrane. The coding region runs from base 1 to 1911 and encodes 636 amino acids. Lineage: Eukaryota; Euglenozoa; Kinetoplastea; Trypanosomatida; Trypanosomatidae.